Fraxinus pennsylvanica is the source of this 1146-nucleotide messenger RNA. Lineage: Eukaryota; Viridiplantae; Streptophyta; Magnoliopsida; Lamiales; Oleaceae. The record is from the annotation of a GenBank genome assembly.
AUGUGCACUCGAUUUCACAAGGCUAAACCCUUCUUUGCUGCAGUUUUUCUGCAGUUUGGUUUUGCAGGAAUGGAUAUCCUCUCUAAAGCAGCAUUAAAUAAAGGAAUGAGUAACUAUGUAUUUGUCGUCUAUCGCCAUGCCAUAGCCACAAUUGUCAUGGCCCCUUUUGCACUCAUUCUGGACAAGAACAUAAGGCCUAAGAUGACUUUUUCGAUACUUGGCAAGAUAAUGCUUCUCGCCUUAUUGGAGCCGGUUAUAGACCAAAACCUGUACUUUCUUGGGAUGAAAUACACAACAGCAACAUUUGCAGCUGCUAUGUGCAACGUUCUUCCUGCCGUUACAUUAGUCAUGGCUUGCAUCUUCAGGCUCGAGAAAUUUAAGGUAAGGAGCAUCCAUAGCCAAGCUAAGUUAGCUGGCACUGUAGCAACUGUGGCAGGAGCCAUGCUUAUGACCCUAUUAAAAGGUCCACUUAUAGAGCUGCUAUGGACGAAAGGAAGCAGCAGCGACGAACGACAAAGAGUUGAAAUGAAUCUUCGACAUUCAAUCAAGGGUUCCCUAAUGAUCACAAUCGGAUGUUUCAGCUGGGCUUGCUUCAUGAAUUUGCAGGCUAUCACAUUAAGAACAUAUCCUGCUGAGCUUUCUCUCUCAGCUUGGAUAUGCCUGUUGGGAACAGCCCAGGGAGGGAUAGUGGCACUGGUAAUGGAGAGGGGGAAAGCUGUGGUCUGGUCUAUAAACUGGGACACCAAAUUUCUUGCAGUUGCCUACACUGGCAUAUUUUGUUCAGGAAUUACUUAUUACAUCCAAGGAAUGGUAAUGAAAGAGAGAGGCCCAGUUUUUGUAACUGCAUUCAGCCCAUUGAGCAUGAUUAUCGUUGCUGUAUUAAGCUCCUUCAUUUUUGCCGAGCAAAUGUUUUUAGGAAGGGUUGUUGGAGCCAUUGUAAUAGUUUUGGGCCUUUAUCUUGUUAUUUGGGGUAAGAAGAAAGAUUACAAGUCCCCAGAGAUUGAAGAAGAAGCAAUACAAGUGAAGCAAAUGACAGAAAUGGACAGCAAUGGCAAUAAACAACACACAAACUAUGAGAGCAUUAACAUCAAUGUGUCCAGAGAAGGAGCUGUCUCUGGAGAUAAACAGCUUUGUGAUAAAAUGUGA